GUCUGUUCCUUUAAGUGAUUUCUCCAAAAGCUCUUUUAGUGAUGAUGCUUAUAUUCCAUAUUCACAGAAACUGGUGGAAUGUGAAAUCUUCCACAGAGUGAGCAGAACUUUGUCAACUGGAAAGAACAACUUUUUCCAACAUGAACACAGACAAGAAUCCUGGAUUUGUACCCACAAUAGGAAAUGGGAUUGACAAUUUCACUCCUGGUGCAAAUGCGAAGCCAUUGGAGGAGGAAGAAAGGAGUAUCUCAUUCACUGAUAAUGAAAUGCAGUGCCUUAAAGGCAUGGUAAAGGUUGAGGAUGAAGAGAUUGAAAACAAUGAGACACAUUCUGAAGCUGACAAAGAAAAAGCAGUUUUGCCAAUGGACCAAAAAGAGGAGGAAGGAGUGGAGGAAGGAUACGAUGGUUACAGGACCGAAGAUGACGAUGACAAUGAUGAAGAGAGAGAUUCCGUGGCUGAGCCAGAGGACUUGUCGCUGGUGGACUAUGCGCUUUACAACAGCACAGCUCUGCAGGAUGCCUCAGCAGGAGCCACAUCAGAGAGGCCUUACAUGACAGGAGGCACGACUCCCCACAUGCAGUCAAUGGGGAAGCUUAACUGUGACAUCUGUGGCUUGUCCUGCGUCAGCAUCAACGUACUGCUGGUGCACAAACGCAGUCACACGGGUGAGAGACCAUUCCAUUGUGCUCAGUGUGGGGCUUCUUUUACCCAGAAAGGAAACCUGCUUCGCCACAUCAAACUACAUUCCGGGGAGAAGCCUUUCAAAUGUCCCAUGUGCAGCUAUGCUUGCCGCCGACGUGACGCCUUGAGCGGGCACCUGCGCACCCAUUCUGUAGAGAAGCCCUUCAAGUGCACCCUCUGCAGUCGCAGUUACAAGCAGCGCAGCUCCCUCGAGGAGCACCGAGAGAGGUGCCAUGUGUACAUUCGCAGCAAAGCACCUGCUGAGAAAGACGACAGUCACCUAUCAAGGACUCAGAUGGGCACCGAGCGUGCUCUGCUACUUGACAGGCUGGCCACAAAUGUAGCCAAACGCAAGAGUUCCAUGCCGCAGAAGUUUACAGGUGAUAAUGGUGUCUGUCUGGACCUAAGCUUGAACAGGAACGCAGCUCACCUUCAGGACCCUCCAUUAGGCUCCCCAGGGCCUGACCCGCACUACCAACAGCCAUUAAUGCGUUCGGGCACAGAAAGCGAUGUGGCUCACUCCCAAAGGCCGUACCCAGUUCUGUUAAGCCGCAAUGACAUAAAUUCUAUUGGCCUCACUAACGGCCACAAAAUGAUGAUGCCGUUGCCAGGUUUCCCUCACACCUCCCAGCAACCUCCUGGCAUGGAUGUGUUCAAUGCUGAUGGCCCUCAGGGAUCUCCUUUCAUGUAUAGCUUGGGCCACUUGCUGGGCGGGCUGAACCAUCAGAACGGGAUCCCACAUUCUCAGCCUAUCCCCUUAUCACCCCUGGAGGCUUUGCAGGUGACACGGGCUGAUGGAGAAGCUGGGGGGAUGCCUGGGGCCUUGUACUCUUGCAGUCACUGCAAGGUGAUCUUUCUUGACUACGUCAUGUUCACUAUCCAUAUGGGCUGCCACGGCUUCCGCGACCCGCUUGAGUGCAAUGUGUGUGGCCAUCGUAGUCGAGACCGCUACGAAUUCUCAUCGCACAUCGUCCGUGGAGAGCACCGACUGGAAAUGAAGUAGCUACCAUGCUACACGCGCAAUUAGGUAACACCAAAGGACUACACAGAUUUAUUACUUUCCAAUGUGGCUGGCUAGCGGAAGCAGAAAUGAAAAGAUGGACUAUGUGGUGUGUUUUGAGUCUAUAUUAUACAGUAGGAGACAGGUUUCAGGGAUGUUCUUAGUCAAGCUGUACUCAUCUGAUGGGCUCUAGAGCAGGAACAAGGUAGCCUCAAGGACCCGCCAUAAGUAGCCCACGGGCCUAUUCUAAAAAUAGGUCAUCAGUCAUGGGACAUUGUGAUUUCCAGCAAUGUUGGAGAUCAUUUGAAAAUGUAAACAUUUGCAGAAAUUCAUAGAAAUAGUGUUGGCUUUUGAUAUUACGUUUAUGAUGUUGUUGAAUCAUGGUUGAUAAAUAUUAACUAUUGUGAGAAAAUAUUUUGUUCAGUGUCUUCACAUUUAAGAUUCUGAUAAUGACAGAUAAUAAUAUGUUAUUCAAGUUCAUGUUAUCAAAUUUCAGAAGUGUGCAUCAAACUAGUUUGCAUUCAUCAGAAGUACUGGAGCACUCAGUGACAAAAAGGUUGUUGAGCAGUGCUGUAGAAAGUCAACCUUGGUGUAUAAGCAGGCUAUAGCAGCUGUUCAUUUAGAACAUUCAAAUGUCUAGAAUAGAAAAAUAUUGUGUUGAUGGGUUUUUGGUUUUUUUUUUGCAAAGAGGUGAGAAUAAAACGAAUAUUUUUUUUGUCACAUGAA
Syngnathus acus (greater pipefish) is the source of this 2408-nucleotide messenger RNA. Its product is annotated as zinc finger protein Aiolos-like. Gene Ontology annotation, molecular function: DNA-binding transcription factor activity; RNA polymerase II cis-regulatory region sequence-specific DNA binding. The coding region runs from base 141 to 1685 and encodes 514 amino acids. Gene Ontology annotation, biological process: regulation of transcription by RNA polymerase II. The transcript is spliced from 8 exons. The record is from RefSeq and is a predicted model, not a curated record. NCBI's taxonomy places the organism in Eukaryota, Metazoa, Chordata, Actinopteri, Syngnathiformes, Syngnathidae.